Molecule: messenger RNA, 1551 nt
Organism: Naegleria fowleri
Lineage: Eukaryota; Heterolobosea; Eutetramitea; Acrasida; Naegleriidae
Exons: 1
Coding region: 1-1551 (516 amino acids)
Biological process (GO): protein folding
Cellular component (GO): chaperonin-containing T-complex
Molecular function (GO): ATP hydrolysis activity; ATP binding; ATP-dependent protein folding chaperone
Source: RefSeq, a predicted model, not a curated record
AUGUCAACCCACUCGCAUCAAACAUUGCUGCAAAAUAUUCGCGAGUGUGUUGAAUUGUGCCAACUAAUCAUUGAACCAACACUAGGACCGUUAGGAAUGGAUAUGGCAAUUUUUUCCCAACAAUCUUCAAAUCAAUGCAUUUCAAAUGACGGUGCUACUCUUUUAAAAACAAUUCCGAUUGAGAGUGCAAGCUGUAUUUUAUUAUCAAGAAUUUCUCUGUUGCAAGAUAAAUUAAUAGGAGAUGGUACGACUAGUGUUGUAAUUUUUAGUUGUGAGCUAUUAAAUCAAGCAAGACAUUUACUCGAAAAUAGAAACAUUCAUCCAUCACUAAUCAUCAGAGGCUUUCAAAUUGCGACUCAAAAGUGCAUGGAAUAUUUAAAGGCUUAUCUAUUGAAUAGCAAUGAUGAUGCAUCUAUCAAGAGUUUAAUUAGAACUAGUAUGCAAUCAAAGAUCAUGGCUCAAUAUGAGGAUGCAUUUGUGGAAUUAAUUUUUAAUGUUUUCAAAGAAAAGCGUGAACAAUUGAGAGAGCAUCCAGCAAAAGAAUUUCAUUUAUUUUUCUUUAAUUCCAUUGGUAACGAUAUGAGUAGGACGAGUAUUUUCAAUGGAAUUGUGAUUGACAACAUAUCCAAUAUCAACUAUUCACAACUUGUAUUAAGUGAUGUUCGAGUUUUGAUGUGCAAAUCUGAGGAACUGAAUGGCUCUUUUGUAAAUAGGAUUUUCAAUACAAAAAUGAAUUUGGACAACAGCGAGAUAUCUCAUGUGGAUUAUAAGAAGCUCAUCAAAUUAUGUGAUCAAUUAAUUGAAAUGAAUGUUGGCGCCAUAUUUAACAUAGGAAUUGGAAUUCAUAAGGUUGCGCAAGAAUAUCUCAAAGAAAAGGGAAUAUUGUGUGUUGGCUUUUUAGAUUUCAAGAAUGCUCAAAGAUUAGCAGUCAUUACUAAUUGUAUCAUAACAAGCUCGUUAAAAUGUCCAAAAAAUUGUGGAUUUAUUUCUAAAUUAACUGUAACAAGCAACAGAACAUCAACCAGCAUCGAAGUCAUCCAGAAUAACAAAAGCAGUCAUCCUAAAUAUGUCUGGAAUUCCAUUCACAUUUUUGGACCUAGCAUUGAAAUUUGUAAUGAAAUUCACAGAAGCAUUCAUGAUUGCAUGAGUAUUCUCAAUACUUCUAGAGAAGGACCUUUUGGGGUAUGUCCAGGUGGCGGAGCAACAUUUAUGUAUCUAUCUAAGUGUAUUCGAAAAUUAUCUUAUCCAAAUAAUUUGCAGCUAAUUGUAGAGGCAUAUGCAAAUGCUUUAGAAAUAAUUCCAGUGGUGUUGUCAAAGAACAUGGGCUAUGACUCAUCCAAUGUUUUAUCUCAACUUCGUUCCACGACUCUUUCUCAUAUGGGAGUUGACUCUAAUAAUGAGGGUAUUUGUGACCAGCUUGAAAAUCAAGUUAUUGAACCAGUUCAGCUUAUAAUUUCCAUUUUAGAAAGGUCGCUAGAGUUCAAUGAAAUGAUUUUAAGGAUUGAUGAAAAUAUUUACAUCAAACCCCACCAAAGUGAUAUCCACAAGUGA